This is a messenger RNA of Salvelinus namaycush (lake trout), 4211 nucleotides long. RefSeq names its product probable E3 ubiquitin-protein ligase DTX2. The transcript is spliced from 9 exons. The coding region runs from base 736 to 2592 and encodes 618 amino acids. Gene Ontology annotation, molecular function: zinc ion binding; ubiquitin protein ligase activity. Gene Ontology annotation, biological process: protein ubiquitination; Notch signaling pathway. Gene Ontology annotation, cellular component: nucleoplasm. The record is from RefSeq and is a predicted model, not a curated record. NCBI's taxonomy places the organism in Eukaryota, Metazoa, Chordata, Actinopteri, Salmoniformes, Salmonidae.
AAGGUCGGGUAACAAAUUAGUGGCUGAAUAAGUAUCAUGCAAAUAAUUUGUGGCAGCUGAAAAUGUUUAUUGAAACGACAAAAACAAGCGUCAGUAGUUCACUUAGGAUGACGCCCAAGUUAGGCUAAUUACAGUAAUGGGAGUAAAAUACAGUACCCUUAAUCGGGGGCGUGGUCAUGUAAAGCUAUGCCUCGCCGUGUGUAUCUAUUAUUGUGUUGAAUGGUGAAGGCCCUGCUAUUUCUGUGGUUCAGACAGAUUGGUGGCUAGCCAGUUUGGGUUGGUAUGCAAUGUAUGAUUAGCAUAGAUACAUACAUUUCCGAAUCGAAGGAUUAAUUGCUUCGCCAAAAUGUUUUUUAUACGUUUGCUUGAACGUUUACCGCCUGACCUGGAAUCAGUCUUAUUGUAAAAAUGAGGCAUUUUAAGAAUCCAAGCUAGCUGUCUAGCUAGCUUUCCAUCUUGUAAAGUCAAUAUGCUUUGCUAUAGUAACGUUAGCCAAUUUGCUAGCUAACCGUUAGCGGACUAAUCGUGUAAACGUUAGUUAUUUUGGUUUGCUAGCUAACGUUACAUUUUAUUGAUGGGAUAACGUUAGCUGGCAAGGUGUCCUGUAGUUUGUCCAUCUGACUUCCUAAACCUAGCUAACGUUAGUUUACCAGCCUCCGCUUUAUUCCUUUAACUAUCGUUUCGUUUACUGGAUUUGACGUAACAUUAGCUGGCACUGGCUAGUAGCUGCAAGAUAUGGCCACUGCCUCUAGCUCCUGUGUGGGGAGAAAUGUGUCUAGAAAUGGACCCUCUGUCUCGACCCCGACCUCGGGAGCACCUGGACAAUCACAGCCUAUGGUCGUUGUAUGGGAAUGGCAGGAUGAUCUUGGCGUCUGGCGGCCGUACAGCGGCCAGGUGAGCGGCUACAUAGAACAAUGUUUCUCUUCUUCGCGGGGACACAGAGGUGGGGGUCCUGGCUCCACCAGUAUCUGGCUCGGACAAUCAGAUCCCAGUUUGUCGCCUUAUCUUAUAGACAUACCAAGCUUGAAGCAGUUCCGCCAAGAUACAGGGAAAACGCGGUCUGUACGCCGUCAAUUGUUUGCCCAGUCCUCAGGCUUGGGUAGCGGAGUAUAUUGGGAGUGGGUGAAUGACGAAGGAGGAUGGACUCCAUACGAGACUCGCACUUCUAUCCUACUAGAACACAGCUACCAGGCACGGCAGGCCACGGCGGACAUUGUCUCACACGGCUAUAACUACAUAGUGGACCUCACGGCGCUGGCCCAGGUCAACAAGGCCACGGGCUACCGGCGGCAGGUACGACGGCAGGGUAACCUCCCCUACCCACUGGCAUCUGGUGCAUCCGUCAUCCACUCGGGCCCGGCCUGCUCCUGCCAGCAGUGUCUGAGCCACAGCAGCACUGGCCCCAUGUCCAGCCGCUCGCGCCACUCCUUCUCGUCGGGGCAGCUGAGCCGGCCUAGCCUCCAGGUCCCUAGCAGGGCGACUGGAGCUCACCCCACCUCAGUGUACUCACCCUACCCCAGGAGGCCUCUUUCUGUGGGGGGAAUGGCGUGGGGAGGCCCCUGGCCACUGGCACCCUCCGCUAGUCAACUCCCUGGAGCUCAACUGGCCUUCUCCACCAGUGCCAAUGGCUUAAGUAUCCCCACCAUCCCUGUGCAACUGAAUGGAUCCACCAGUGUGAGCUCAGCCCUGGCAGGCAUGGCCUCCAUUUUGAUGUCAGCAGUGGGACUCGGCGUGCGCUUCAUGAGUGCCCCCUCCUCCGCUCCUCCUCCCCCCAGCAGCAGCAGCAGGCCCGCGGGCUCCAAAAGUCGCAGCUCGGUUAGGAGGGAAAAGAGGCAGCACAGGACAGUCCCGGCCCAGAAACCAGAGGAUGUCAUUCACCGCUACAUGGAGGAAGUGGCCUCUGCUCAAGACGAGGACUGCAUCAUCUGUAUGGACCGGCUGUCUUGUCCGUCGGAUUAUAACGUGGCGUCUGAGGGAGCCCAGUCCAUCCAGCCUGGCGCCGUGGGCAAGUUCAAGUGUGGACACACACUGCACAUGCUCUGCAUGCUGGCCAUGUACAACAAUGGUACCAAGGAUGGCAGCCUCCAGUGCCCCUCAUGCAAGACAAUCUACGGGGAGAAGACUGGGACCCAGCCCAAGGGGAAGAUGGAGAUCUAUAGUAUCUCCCAGUCCCUCCCUGGCCACCCCGACUGUGGAACUAUCCAGAUAAUUUACAGCAUCACCCAAGGGAUACAGGGUCCAGAGCACCCUAAUCCCGGGCAGUCGUACACCUCUAGAGGCUUCCCUCGCUUCUGCUUCCUCCCAGACAACAAAAAGGGCAGAAAGGUGCUGGAGCUGCUGAAGGUGGCGUGGACACGGCGCCUCAUUUUUACAGUGGGAACGUCCAGCACCACGAGCGAGCCCGAUACGGUGGUGUGGAACGAGAUCCAUCACAAGACGGAGAUGAUGUCCAACGUGUCGGGCCAUGGCUACCCGGACCCCAACUACCUGGACAACGUGCUGUCCGAGCUGGCCUCCCAGGGGGUGACCGACGACUGCCUCCUCAGACAGGAGGGCCCCAGCCAGGGGGGAGCGUCAAACUCUAGACUGUGAAAACUGACCCUGAAUCAGUUACUGAAAUCUGGUUAUGGCUAGGGAGCAUCCGACUGUGAAACUGACCGUGAAUCACUUUCCUCGUAAUGUCGCAACUUCAACAUAGAGAACAUAAGGGAUAAACCAAGUAUUCACAUUCCCACCUGGAUGUGUUUUUAUUAAGUAUUCAAUGCAAAGCGUAUGUCUGAGUGCAGUGUGCUGAAUACUACACAUACUGAUAAUGUGGGGUUUGACUUUACUUGACUUUACUUUUGAUUUUAUUAGCUGCAGUAGUGCUCCAUCAGCUCUUGGUUUAGUCACCUAGGCUGUCUCAAACGGCACCCUGUUUACAUCCCUAUAUUUGUAGUGCUAUAUAUAUAUAUAUAUAUAUAUAUAUAUAUAUAGCACUACAAAAGUCCUUUUGUCAAAGAUAAGGGCCCUCCAUAUAUAUAUAUAUAUAUAUAUCGGGGCGCCCUUAUCUUUGACAAAAGGACUGUUUUUUUUGGAACAGCCGGAUGUGUCGCACCCCUUUUGACAUGCUCCAUGGAAAGUGCCAGCUCUCGCAGGGAAUAUAGAACAUCAGUAGCACUUUUAGUUUUGACAGUGCAUUUAAUUAACACGUAUGGUAAUUACCAGGUUAUCUGUGGUUGAUAGUCCACUUUUUUUUUUAUAUAUAUAUAAAUUAUGCAAAUACUUUUUUUCCUUUUUUUUCUGUUGAGCAAUGUACUUACUCACCAACUACACAGGCAUAUAACAAAAACAAAAUGGUAGCAAAGUGAGUACUUGUUUGUGUUAAAAUGGAAGAAAAACUUUUAUUGGUAAAUUUUUCAUUUUCGGGUGUAAUUUAAAGCACUGUAAAGGAACAGAUUUGCCUGUAAAUGCCAGUUAAUAUAGAAGCAUAACCCGGAAGAGAAACUUCUCACUUUGCCUUUGUUUCAGUUGUAUUUUUUUCUUUCUUAAUGCAUUAUAAUUGAAAGGUGGAAUCCUUAGUUGCUACAUCCAUGUUUUACUUAAAUUAAUAUUAUGUACCCAUUGAUUCUUGAAUAAUAUAACUUAUAAAUGCCUCAUGAGCUUAGUUCAAUUGUCAUACCCCAUCAGAACCCAAAAUAGAAGCUUGUUACUCCAAUGUUUAAACAAUGUACAUUUAAACAAACUCUGUAUAGCCUCAACAUGGUUAAAACUAUACAUUUGUAUAUAAUGGAUGGUCAGUCCUUGCAUCUAUGAAUUUGAGAGUGGUUAUGUUUCUCCAGGCCCAUCCCUCAGCUUUUUACCAAUGCACAGACGGGGUGAUCGCUUUGUUUCAAUUAAGGAUUUUAUCUUUAACCAUUUAAAAUGGGAAAACAAGCAGAUUUGUCAUGCAGUCACUCGUAAUGCAAACAAAGCUAGGCCCAUGUUCAUAAAGCAUCUCAAAGUAGCAGUGCUGAUUUAGGAUCAGGUCCUCCCUGCCUAUGUAAUCUUAUUCAUUAUGAACAAAAACACAAAACUGAUCUUGGAUCAGUACUAGUGUCCUACUCUGAGACGCUUUAUGAAUACGGGCCCUGAUGCUUUGCUACACCCACUUACAGUGCAUUCUAGGCUGUCAUUGAAAAUAAGAAUUUGUUCUUAACUGACUUGCCUAGUUAAAUAAAGGUAAAAUAAAA